Messenger RNA from Sardina pilchardus (European sardine), 1861 nucleotides. RefSeq names its product tripartite motif-containing protein 16-like. Gene Ontology annotation, molecular function: protein binding; zinc ion binding. The transcript has 6 exons. The record is from RefSeq and is a predicted model, not a curated record. NCBI's taxonomy places the organism in Eukaryota, Metazoa, Chordata, Actinopteri, Clupeiformes, Clupeidae. The coding region runs from base 17 to 1735 and encodes 572 amino acids.
CAGUUUGAGCGGGAACAUGGCCGCAUCCAGCAUUGCUGUGGAUCAGGACCACUUCACUUGCUCAAUAUGCUUUGAUCUCCUGACCGAACCUGUCACCAUUCCGUUCGGACACAGUUACUGCAUGGCCUGUAUCAAAACCUACUGGAACGACGACAAGCGUGUCCACAGCUGCCCCCAGUGCAGACAUGGCUUCACAACUGUGCCUCAUCUUGGAAAGAACACCGUGCUGGCUGAGGUUGUGGAGAAGUUUAAGAAGAUGGCCGACCAGACUCCACACCCUCACCCUCUGGCCGUCUGCAGCGCCGAGCCGGGAGAUGUGGUGGAGUGUGAUGCCUGCACCGGAGCGAAGGACAAAGCCAUCAAGUCCUGCCUUGUGUGUCUCGCCUCCUACUGUGAGCUUCAUCUCCAGCCUCACCUCUUGUCCUCGGCCUUCCAGAGGCACAAGCUGGUCGACGCCACUGGCAAGCUGCAGCAGAAGCUCUGUCCCCAACACAACAGGUUACUGGAGAUCUACUGUCGGACUGACCGACAGUGUAUCUGUUACCAGUGCAUGAUGGAUGACCACAAGGGACAUGACAGCAUCUUGCCAGAGGCAGAGAGGACUGAGAGGGAGAAGGAGCUUUGUAAGACCCAAGAGAGAGUUCUGAAAAGUAUUGGAGAGAAGGAAAGUUCUGUGCAAGAUCUGGCCAGGACUAUGAUUACACUCACGAACUCUGCUCUGGCAGCAACCGAAGACACAGACAGCAUAUUCUCAGAGCUCAUCCAGGCCCUUGAGAGAGGGCGCUGUGAGGUGAAGGAGAUGAUCCGAGACCAGGACAUGGUGGUGGGGAGUCAGGCCGAGGGGGUCCGGAGGAAGCUAGAACAGGAGAUAGCAGAGCUACGGGUGACACUCUCAGAGCUGGAAAAGCUUGCGCAUACACAGGAUCACAUCUUCUUUUUGCAGGGCUUUGACCGUCUCCCUGCAUGCAAAGCACUCCGGGAUAACACCAACAUUGCUCUCAAUACAUACACCUCUUUUGGAUGUGUGACAGCAUCUGUCACAAACCUGAAAGACAAACUAAUCAACGUAUGCCGGAAGGAAUUAAGGAACAUCACCACAAUAGUUAAUCAAGUCCGCCUUAUUGAGGGGAAAUGGAUCCGAGCAGAGUUGUUACAGGUGGCUUGUCAGCCCACUCUGGACCCCAACACAGCCAACAAAACCCUGUGCCUGUCUGAAGGUAACACAAAGGUGACUGGUGGGAGCCUGAUUCGGCUCUCCAAGGACAACUCUGAGAGGUUUGACGUGCGACCCCAGGUGCUCUGCCAGGAGGCCAUGAGAGGGCGCCAUUACUGGGAGGCAGAGUGGACAGAGCGGCAUGGACUGUGCAUAGGAGUGUCCUACAGAGAAAUCAGUCGGAAAGGGAAGGGGCAUGAAAGUGGCCUCGGCCACAAUGACAAGUCCUGGACACUGAGCCUGUCCAGUAAAGCCCAUUCAUUCUGGCACAAUAACAUGGAAACGGCCCUAUCUCUUCCCACAAACGUGAAGUCGGGAAGAGUAGGUGUUUACCUAGACUAUAAGGCAGGAAUGUUGUCCUUCUUCAGUGUAUCUGACACUCUAAAUGUGCUUCACACAGUUAAAACAACAUUUGAUCAUGUCCUAUAUCCUGGGUUUGCAGUGGGCACCAAUUCGGUUGUUAGAAUGUGUCCACUAAAUUUGGAUACAAAUGAUCUCCAGAGCUCAUCAAACACUAGAUAAGGCCUUGCCCUGGGAUCAGAGGUUAAACUCAGGCUGACUCAGAACAAAUGACAAAAAUCACUGUAACAUUUGAAAAAGUGGCUGUGGUAGCCUAGUCAUUGGGAUAAUAAAUCCAUAUCAAAACUU